AUGAGUUAUAAAGCUUUUGCUUCAGGAGUUGCUGGUAUCACUGUCGGUACAGGUAUUGCUUCAUAUUUUUUUGGUAGGUCAUCGUCUCAAUCAACUGCUACUCAAACAUCAUCACUUCCAGUUCCAGUGUCUAAUUCUGAUAGACCAGAUGGAUCUUUAACAGCUAAAGGCAGCAACAUUGAUCCUACUGGAUUUUUCAAAUAUGGAUUUCCAGGUCCAAUUCACGACUUAGCUACUAGAGAACAGUUUAUUUCUUGCUAUAAUAGACAAACAAGAAAUCCAUACUGGGUCGUUGAACAUAUCACUCCAGAAUCUUUAUCUCAACGGAAUUCUGAUAGAAAGAAUUCCAUCUUUUUAGAAGAUGAGGCAAUUCCAGAGAAGUUUAGAGGUAGAUUGAAAGAUUACUUCAGAUCAGGUUAUGAUAGAGGUCAUCAAGUUCCUGCAGCAGAUGCAAAGUUCUCUCAAAAUGCUAUGAAUGAAACAUUUUUUUUAACCAACAUGUCACCUCAAGUCGGUGAAGGCUUUAAUAGAGAUUAUUGGGCCCAUUUUGAACAUUUCUGUAGAGGUUUAGUUGGCACUUAUCAAAGUGUACGUAUUGUCACUGGUCCACUAUAUUUGCCUAAAAAGGAUCCAGUUGAUGGUAAAUUCAGAGUCACUUAUGAAGUCAUUGGUAAUCCCCCAAGCAUUGCUGUUCCAACCCAUUUCUUUAAAUUAAUUGUUGCUGGAAAACCAAGAAAGAUCCAAAUUCAUCAUCAAUUUCUGUCGCUGCAUUCGUAA
This is a messenger RNA of Vanderwaltozyma polyspora DSM 70294, 777 nucleotides long. It is a transcript of the gene NUC1, whose product is annotated as ribonuclease. Bases 1 to 777 code for a protein of 258 amino acids. The record is from RefSeq and is a predicted model, not a curated record. The transcript has a single exon. Lineage: Eukaryota; Fungi; Ascomycota; Saccharomycetes; Saccharomycetales; Saccharomycetaceae. Gene Ontology annotation, biological process: apoptotic DNA fragmentation. Gene Ontology annotation, cellular component: nucleus; mitochondrial inner membrane. Gene Ontology annotation, molecular function: metal ion binding; nucleic acid binding; single-stranded DNA endonuclease activity.